AUGACUUCCAAGAGGCAAUAUCCAAUUGAUCAAAGCAAUCAAUUAAGCCAAGGUCAAAAUCCAUCACCACAACAACCAUUACAACAAUACCCACAACAACCAUAUCAACCAAAUCCAACUUAUGGUAAUGAUACAACACAACAAUGGAAUCAAACUCCACAACAACAACAGCAACCACAACAACAAAAUAUUUCACCACCACAAUCACAAAAUCAAAAUGGUGUACAAAAUACAAUUCAUACAGGUGGAAGUAAAAGAGUUUAUCCAGUCGAUCCACAAAAUGAAACAUUAUUAUCAUCAAACUUUAGCAAUAUGAACUUAUCAUCACAACAACAACAACCAUUACCACAACCAACACAUAUACCAGUACCAGGCCCAAAUACUACAACAUAUAAUCCAUAUAUACAACAACCACAACAACAACCACAACAACAACCACAACAACAACCACAACAACCACAACAACCACAACAACAACCACAACAACAAACGCAACAACCACAAACAUGGAAUACAUCACCACCACAAACUCAACAACAACCAAUUCAAACAUUUACACCUCAUAUAUCACCACCACAAACCCAACAACAACAACCACAACAAACAACACCAUUCCAACCAAUGCAACCAACUCAACCAUCAUAUAGUCAACCACAACAAACACAACCAUUACCAUUACCACCAAUGCAACCAUCAUAUAAUCAACAACCAUAUACUCAACAACCAUAUACUCAACAACCAUAUACUCAACAACCAGGACAACAAUCGCAAUAUCAACAACCACAACAACAAACCCCACAACAACAAGCUGCAGUGGAACAACCAGUACCAACUUUAGAAAAUCUUUGUCCUAAACCAUUCAUGAGAUUAUCAAUGAAUGCAAUUCCAAAUCAUCCUUCAAUUUUAAAUAAAGUUCAUAUACCAUUAGGUUUAAAUAUUCAUCCAUUGGCACAUGAUCCACAAGGACCAGUACCAGUUGUUUAUUCAUCAAUAAUUAGAUGUAGAAGAUGUAGAACAUAUAUAAAUCCAUUUGUUACUUGGUUAAAUGGAGGUGGUAGAUGGAGAUGUAAUAUGUGUGAAAAUAUUAACGAUACACCCCAAGAUUAUUUUUCACCAAUUGAUUUUACAACAGGCAAAAGAUCAGAUAUUUUAAACAGACCAGAAUUACAAAAAGGUUGUGUAGAAUUUUUAGCAUCAAGUGAUUAUUUAGUUAGACCACCACAACCACCAACCUAUUUCUUUAUAGUUGAUGUUUGUUAUGAAUCUAUAGUAUCAGGAAUGUUGAAUACAGCGAUCAAUGCAAUCAAGACCACAUUGGGAGAUUUAAUUGAAAAGAGUAAUGGUAGAGCAAGAUUUGGUAUAAUGACAUUUGAUGAUUCAUUACAUUUUUACAACUUGAAAUCAAAUCCAUCCAAUAGACCACAAAUGUUUGUUGUUACCGAUAUGGAUCAAGUGUAUGUACCACCAUUUGAAGACUUUUUAGUGAAUCUAAAGGAUGGUUUAGAGGUUGUAGAGAAUACAUUGAAUAUCAUUCAAAGUAUGCCACGUACUCAACAAAAGGUUGAGAGUUGUUUAGGUAGUGCAUUGAAGGCAGCAUUCAGCAUUUGUGAGCGUGUUGGCGGUAAAUUGAUUGUCUUACAAUCUUAUAUUCCACGUGGUCCAUUGGGUAAGCUAUCGAUUAGAGAUUAUCAACCACUUUUGGGCACCAAGAAAGAGUCCACAUUGUUACAACCAAGUAAUGAUGGUGAAUUCUAUAAGGAGUUGGCAUUAAGUUGUACAAGUCAACAAUUGAGUGUCGAUCUUUUCCUCUUCUCCAAUGAUUAUACCGACACUGCCUCUUUGGGUACCCUCUGUCAAAUCACUGGUGGUUCAAUGUAUUAUUAUCCUUCAUUUGUUGCCUCUCGUGAUGGUCAAGUAUUUGCUGCAAAUCUCAUUCAUUCACUCACUAGAGACACCGCUUGGGAAGCAGUUAUGCGUGUUAGAACUAGUCGUGGCUUAACCAUCAACUCUUAUCAUGGUAAUUAUUUCUUAAAGACUUCUGAUCUUUUAGGUUUACCAACUAUCGAUAGUGAUAAAACCAUUACUCUUCAAAUGGGCAUCAGUGAUUCAAUCGGUCAAAAGUAUGCUUCACUUCAAUCCGCUUUACUUUAUACUCAUUCUUGUGGUGAACGUAGGGUUAGAGUAUUCACAAUCUCAAUUCCAGUGGUAUCCAACUAUCAAGAUCUCUUUAGAUACGCUGAUAUCAGUGUAGUUACAAGCCUAAUCAGUAAGAUGGCCAUCGAUAAGGCAUUAUCUUCAAGUUUAAAUGAUGCUCGUGAUGCCAUUGCCAAUAAAUGUGUUGAGAUCCUUCAAGCAUUCAAAGCCGCCUCUACAUCGAAUCCUCAAGCAAAUCCAGCUGUUACCCUUAGUCAAAACGCUCCAAAACUAUUGUUACCAGAAACCCUUAAACAUCUUCCACUCUAUGUCGUCUCAAUGGUAAAGAGUAUCAUAUUCUCAAGUCGUACCACUCAUCCUGAUUUACGUGCUUUCCAUAUGCAACGUAUGAAAACUUUAGAUUUGAAUUCUUGUCUAAACUUUUUCUAUCCUUAUUUCUAUUCUCUCUUGGCCCCUCCAAAUUAUCAACCACCAACAACUCCAAACACUCCAUUCGUACCUCACUCAUUUAAGCUAUCCUCUGAUGAACUCCAACGUAAUGGUUUAUUCGCUAUUGUCAAUGGUUAUACUCUAUAUCUUUUCAUUGGUGAACAAUUACCUCAACCAGUUUUCACAGAUAUUUUCGGUGUCCCAGACGUUUCUCAACUUGAUAUCAACACCUUCCAAGAUCUUCCAAUCUUGGAUAAUGAUCAUAGUAGAUACGCUCGUAAAGUAAUUGAACUCGUUAGAAAUAGUUAUCCAGAAUACUUGAAAAUGUUUGUUGUUAAAUCAACUGAUAGACAAAGAAGACCUGAAUUCCAAUCACUUUUAAUUGAAGAUAGAACUCCAGAGGGUUGCUCUUAUUAUGAAUUUAUUAUUCAACUUCAAUCAAGAAUUACUCAAAAUUAA
Molecule: messenger RNA, 3042 nt
Organism: Dictyostelium discoideum AX4
Lineage: Eukaryota; Evosea; Eumycetozoa; Dictyosteliales; Dictyosteliaceae
Gene: sec24
Exons: 3
Coding region: 1-3042 (1013 amino acids)
Biological process (GO): endoplasmic reticulum to Golgi vesicle-mediated transport; intracellular protein transport
Cellular component (GO): endoplasmic reticulum membrane; COPII vesicle coat; Golgi membrane
Molecular function (GO): zinc ion binding
Source: RefSeq, a predicted model, not a curated record